AUGCCCCGAAACCCGAGGUCGUCAAGCGCAUUAUCGUCGCAUUUUCAAGCUCCUCCUUAUGAGCCUGGCCAAUCUUCGCUUUCUAGGGCUCGCCGCUUUGCCCCUGCAAGCUCCAACGAUGGUGCCUCUCGACAAUCAACUCCCGCCGUCCCAAUCACCAGAGCAAGCACAGCUACGUCUGGUAGCAUUCAGGUUUCACGACCGUCGAUAACAAUCUCUGGUCGCAAAUCCAGAGCGAGCAAUCGAUCCUCAGCACUUGGUACAGAUGACCAGCAAACUGUGAUCUGCGCCGUUGGCGAGGCCCGUGGCGUUUGUCCGUCUGUUGGCCUUGCUCUUGUGAACAUUUCUCUCGGCGAAGCUGUUUUGAGUCAGAUUUGUGACAACCAGUCAUACGUCAAAACAGUUCAUAAGAUUCAAAUGGCACACCCAUCCAGAAUUAUCUUCAUGUCUUCGUCUUGCCCACCGAAUAAAGACAGUGUCCUGUUCAGCUUGGUUGAUGAGCUGAUACCAGAGGCAGACAUCGAGCUAUUAGACAGAGCCGCAUGGUCAGAGUCAGAUGGUCUCGAAUACAUACAGAACCUAGCAUUUGAGAGCGACAUUGAUCCGAUAAAAGUGGCAAUCCAGGGAAAAUACUAUUGCAUUAGUUCACUUGCGGCGCAUACUUUUACCAUCAACUUUGCUCCCCAUUCGCUGCGCAUCAAGUAUCGACCAUCUGAAGACACAAUGAUGAUUGACAUUUCCACACUGCAAUCUUUGGAAAUUGUUCAGAACCUUGAGAAGCGUAAAUCCAAGGCCAGUCUUUUCGGAUUAUUGAACCAAACCAAGACGCCAAUGGGUUCCCGCAUGCUACGAAAUAAUAUUAUUCAACCUCCCACGAAGUAUGAUACGUUUAUUGGGCCACGGCUCGAGGCUCUGGAGGAGCUCACUGGGGCCGAGGAAAUGUUCCAUGCAACGCGAAAGGCAUUGGAAAACUUCAAAGACAUUGAGAGAAUGAUCACGAUUUCCAACAAGUGCACCAUCAUCCACGUCGAAGAGCAGAUUAAUCACGUCAUCUUGAUCAAAACGUUCCUCGAAUCAAUCAAAGAGCUGUAUCAGGCAUUAAUAGGGUGCAAAAGCGCGUUGUUGCUCAAGAUUCGGGACAUUUGUGAUCCAGACAUGACGGAUCCCAUCCUAACAGACAUUUGCAAGGUCAUAGAGGAUGAUGUUACUUUCAUGAAGUCACCGCUGGAUAUGCGCAAUCAGAGGACCUACGCUGUCAGAGCAGGGAUCAAUGACAUGUUGGAUGUUUCUCGACAAACUUAUAAAGAGCUUACUGAAGAGGUGCAUCUCCACGUCAGUGAUGUUGAAGCCCAAUACAAGAUCCGACCGACACUCAAGUAUGAAAAUGGGCGCAAAUAUUGGUUUCACAUCAAGCUGGGUGAUCUCCCAGCUACUACCUUGCCGCGAGCCUUCAUCAAUGUCGUACAGAAGAAGGAUCACAUUCAGUGCCAGACCCUGCCACUUGUCAAGCUAAAUUUUAGGCUGUCGGAAACUUCGAAUGAAGUUGUCAUGCGAAGUGACAAAAUAAUUCAAGAGCUACUCGUGGAAGUAAGGAGAUCGGCGCCUCAGCUGUUUAGAGUGUGCGAAUCAGUUGCUCUUGUCGACAUGAUGACGUCCUUUGCACACCUUGCCACAAUAAGAGACUACGUGAGGCCAGAGUUUCUGGGUACACUAGCGUUAAAGGCAGGGCGACACCCAAUCCUUGACAAUAUAAUGUUCGAGGACUUUGUUCCAAACGACUAUUAUGCAACACCGCAGCAUACUUUCCACAUUGUGACAGGCUGUAAUAUGGCGGGGAAAAGUACAUACAUAAGAGCAGUCGCCCUAUUGCAGAUAAUGGCUCAAAUUGGAUGCUUCGUCCCUGCCGAGUAUGCGUCUUUCCCAGUGGUACACAGUUUAUUUGCACGGGUAUCGCUGGCCGACAACCUCCAAGCUAACCUUUCAACCUUCUCCCUCGAGAUGCGUGAGAUGGCUUUCAUACUACGAAAUGCGGAUGAUAAAAGUCUGGUAAUCAUCGAUGAGCUGGGCCGAGGGACGAGCCCCAGGGACGGAUUAUCUCUCGCAAUUGCAAUGUCGGAAGCCCUCAUACAGUCAAAAUGUCUCGUAUGGUUUGCGACUCAUUUUACUGAUCUUAUUGAUGUUUUGAACGACCGCCCGGGAGUGUUAAGUUUACAUUUAGCGUCUGAGCGCUCAACUUCGGAAGAUGGCGAGCCACGACUGGCGAUGCUUUACAAAGCCAAGGCUGGCGCAGUUGACCCAAGCCAACAUUAUGGAAUCGAUCUAGCUCGAUCAAUGGGGUUUCCUGAAAACUUUACUAAACGAGCUGAGGAGGUUGCCAUCGAGCUAAGACGGCAAAGAGAGGCCAAUUGGCAAGAUUCCGAGUCUCGGCGGCUCAUGGCCCGUCGCAAGCUUGUUCUCAAUUUAUACGAGGCUUUGCAGCAAGCCAACGAACACGGGAGUGAUGAAGCCCUGCCAGGGUACCUGAGACGAUUGCAAGAGGAAUUUAUUACGCAAAUGGAUGCUUUGGAGAUUUCAUGA
This is a messenger RNA of Pochonia chlamydosporia 170, 2577 nucleotides long. RefSeq names its product DNA mismatch repair protein Msh4. Gene Ontology annotation, molecular function: mismatched DNA binding; ATP binding; ATP-dependent DNA damage sensor activity. Gene Ontology annotation, biological process: reciprocal meiotic recombination; mismatch repair. Lineage: Eukaryota; Fungi; Ascomycota; Sordariomycetes; Hypocreales; Clavicipitaceae. Gene Ontology annotation, cellular component: nucleus. The record is from RefSeq and is a predicted model, not a curated record. The coding region runs from base 1 to 2577 and encodes 858 amino acids. The transcript is spliced from 6 exons.